GUGCUGUGAGUGUGUGUCGUGUGAUUGUGACGGGUCCUCCGGAGACCAGACCAGGCUGUGACUGGAGUAAGGGGAUCUCUGGGGGCAGCAGCGCACUUCUUCAGGACGAUUCCCACCGGGUGGGUCAUGUGACCCGGGUCCUCCCUCAGAGUUGGGUGUGAUGGGACAGAAUAAACAGCUUUGAUAUCGGUCGCAUAGAGUGUACUGCAAAGGUUGUCAAAGAUGAACAAACUUCGUCAGAGUUUUCGGCGGAAGAAAGAUGUGUAUGUUCCAGAGGCUAGCCGACCCCAUCAGUGGCAAACAGAUGAAGAAUCUGUCAGGAUUGCAAAAUGUAGCUUUCAAGUUAAGUACCUAGGACACGUGGAAGUGGAUGAAUCCCGGGGCAUGCACAUUUGUGAAGAUGCAGUAAAAAGAUUAAAAUCGGAAAGGAAAUUCUUCAAAGGCUUCUUUUCAAAAACGGGCAAGAAGGCAAUCAAGGCUGUGCUGUGGGUUUCAGCUGAUGGACUCAGAGUUGUGGACGAGAAGACCAAGGAUCUUUUGUUAGACCAAACAAUAGAAAAAGUGUCAUUCUGUGCUCCGGACAGGAAUUUUGACAGGGCGUUCUCCUAUAUCUGUCGUGAUGGGACCACAAGAAGAUGGAUUUGCCACUGUUUUAUGGCUGUUAAGGACACGGGGGAGAGGUUAAGCCAUGCUGUUGGGUGCGCUUUUGCUGCAUGUCUGGAGAGAAAACAAAAACGUGAAAAAGAAUGCGGUGUGACCGCUACCUUUGAUGCCAGCAGAACCACCUUUACCCGAGAAGGCUCAUUUAGAGUUACCACUGCCACAGAACAGGCAGAGAGGGAGGAGAUCAUGAAACAGAUUCAGGAUUCUAAAAAAGGUGUGGAUACAGAACUAAAAAUGGUGGUGUCGGUUGCUUCUUCUGCUGCUACUACAACUACCACUACUACCACUGCUGUUGUGAGCUUAGCCCCUGCUCCAGUGCUGCAACCUUCACCAACAUCUGAAGUUAUUGCAUACCAGGAUGGCAAAGAUACUAACCCACAUGCAAUUCCACGCAGACAUGCCCCUGUUGAACAAUUAGCCAGGCAGGGCUCCUUCAGGGGAUUCCCUGCCCUCAGCCAGAAAAUGUCCCCAUUCAAACGUCAGCUUUCUUUGAGAAUCAAUGAAUUACCAUCAACUGUGCAGAGGAAGACAGACUUCCAAAUCACCAACCCAGUUGCUGAGAUGGAAGGGGAAGUUGACAGCAUCAGCGCCUUGUGCUCCCAGAUAACCAAUACAUUUAGCGCACCAUCAGAAGACCCGUUCACAUCAGCUCCGAUGCCCAAACCAACCACUCCACAGUCUCCACCAUUUGAAGUAAAUGGCACCACUACUGCAUUCACGUUGCCUGCCCCUAAACCUGCACCCGUCACUGUGGCACCCACAGCAGCACCAGUUCGGGAGACCAAUCCAUGGGUGCAUGCGCCUGCUGCUGCUGCCUCACAUGUUACUAGCACAGGAGCAGCACCUGUAGCCACAGUAGUAGGACCUGCUUUCACAUCUAGUUCAGCUGUAGUCCAGUCGAACCACAAGCGAACUCCUUCAGAGGCAGACCGCUGGCUUGAAGAGGUGACUAAAACCGUUAAAUCUCAGCAACGCCAGUCACCUGUUCCUGCCCCAGCCCCUGCCCUGCAGCCUCAGCCAAUACUUCAACCUGUUGCUGCCGCACCAAAUCCUACUCAGUCUUACCCAGCAACUGCAUUUAUUACUCAAUCUACAGUACCAGUUGCCAUAGUUCCCUCUUUACCACCUACCUACAUGUCUGUGCAGCAACCAUACACUGUGGCUAAUGGAAUGAGCUAUGCAGCCCCCAGUGUUCCUGUUGUUGGCAUCACACCUUCACAAAUGGUUGCUAAUGUGUUCGGAGCUGCAGGUCACCCCCCUGUAUUUCAGCAGAAGCCUUCACCAGGUCUGGUCAAACAGCAGACAUUCCCUACAUACGAGACAAACAGCACUACUAGCAGCCCCUUCUUCAAGCCAGCUGCAAGGCAGCAGAAUGGUUCAGUGGCAUUCAAUGGAGUAGAGAGCAGUGGCUGGGAUUUGGGUGCCAAGCAAGGGCCACCAUCAACUUCAACUAUUGACCCAUUUGAAGCCCAGUGGGCUGCUUUAGAAAGCAAAUCAAAGGCUCGUGGAAACCCAUCACCGACAAACCCUUUCUCCAGCGAUCUCCAGAAGACGUUUGAAAUAGAACUAUAAAGAAGCGGCUAACCAAUUACAGACUGGCCCAAGGAUUCCGACACAUUUUGCCAUACAAUUUAUAUGGGAUAUAUAGGAAAAGGACCAAUGAUGGACAUGAAAACUGCAGUACUCACCAAAUCUGUAUUCAGUGGAGACCUGUGAGGAGAAAAUCCAAUGCUCUUCCUCCCGAUCAGUCAUAGGCUUCCCAAACACAGCAAGUCAGAGAAGAUUUUUUUUAUUGUGGUCAUGAAGUUGAAAAGUUAAAAUGUACUUUUUCAGAAUAGAAACAUGGCCACAAACAAGAGACGUGACUCUCUGCAAAGCAGUAUAGCAGUGCCUGAGCUUCCACAACAAAACAAGAGAAUAUAUAUGUGUAUAUAUAAAAAUAUCUAGGGGGGGUAUAAUACUUGGGGAUAUGUUCAUCCCUGGUCUGCUCGGUACAUAGGGUUGUAUUGCACGUCAGAUCACUGAAUUGCAGCCCUUUACUGUCAGAUAAGGGAAUAAAGCCAAAAUCUUUAUUUUUAUGCAUUACAAAUAUUUUAAAUAGUCUUGGGUUAAUUAAUGGUUGUAUAAGUUUGUAAGUAAUCUUGCCAAAGGUUAAAAUAAAAGUUUGGAUUUUCAGUUGCUAGUAACUGUAUAUAAUUGAUUUAGCUGCUAAUUCUUACAUUAAAAAAAAAAACUGGACUGCCUGUGGUUUUAUCUUUUAUUUGGUAUGCGUCACCUGCAGCUGUAAGUAGCACAUGGGUUAAAGAGAAUCAAUGCUUUUCAAGAAAGGGGCAAAGCAACAGGUUCAAUUGUAAUGGCUGCUCUAUCAGCAGCGUAUUCUCUGCUUUUCCAUUCUUCCUUCAGGAGUAAAGAAUUGUCCCUGGGUGAGCUGCAGGUCAGGACAUGGAGCUCACAUAGGGCUGAAGAUUCUUACCCCUCCCUCAUGUGGGAGCUCAAUUCUCCCAUCACUUUUAUGUCGGAGGAAGGGGAGUGAGUUGCAUGCUCCCCUAUACCUGGAAGUACUGGGUAUAUUUCACUUCUGACAGCUGAUUUGAGAGGUGGGGGAAUAAAGGCAAGUGGAAGCAGCUGCAGGCACCAAUAAUAAAGGGAACCUGUUGCUUAUCCCUGCAUGAGAACUGAUUCACUUUAGUCAUAAGCAGUGUAAUAGGUUGUUGUAUGGGGAAAGGGCAAAUUAAAGAACAGUAUUUGCGUGGUUUAAAAGCCAAUGCAGACCUGUCUUUUUAUUUUCUUUACACAAUUCUAUAUUGCCUAAAAUAUAUAUAUAUAUAUGUAUUACCUAUGUAUAAAUGUUGUUACUUUUUGACAAAAUGCUGGUCUUGUUUUAUAUGUUUUAUAUAUAUUUUAUAUAUUAAUAUAUAUUUUAUCAUAUAUAUUAAUAUAUACAGCUUAGAGUUUUAAUACCACUAUGAUCUAAAAUGCACAGUAUAUCUACUUAUAAAGCCUUUUUUUUUUAUUUGCCAUGUUUUUCCCCCAUUUUUGUGUUUCUCUUCUGUUCAUUGCUUCAUGCUAUACCUCAGAUCACAGAGAAUCAUCUUUAUCUGUGUUGGUCUUAGUUAUAUAUGUGUAUAGUUGUACAGAUUUACCAAAAAUAAACUUUGGUGGUGGAAAAUGACUUUCUCCCUAAAUCUUU
This is a messenger RNA of Rana temporaria (common frog), 3853 nucleotides long. It is a transcript of the gene NUMB, whose product is annotated as NUMB endocytic adaptor protein. The transcript is spliced from 12 exons. Gene Ontology annotation, molecular function: cadherin binding. NCBI's taxonomy places the organism in Eukaryota, Metazoa, Chordata, Amphibia, Anura, Ranidae. Bases 223 to 2235 code for a protein of 670 amino acids. The record is from RefSeq and is a predicted model, not a curated record.